CCAGAACUCUUAAACAUGGUUAGAGUUGUGUUCAUAGCUACGAGGAGGGACUGGGAGAGAGUCUGAGUGAGUGGAGAACAGUGUAAUUUGUACAACAUAGGAGGGAAGCCAGAGAGAAGAAUGAGGAAUCUGAUGUCUGUCAACAUCAGCCUCCUCUGUGCUGUGAUCUGUGUGAUGUCAGCAGUGAUCACAAAGAGAGGGACAGAAGGAGGAAAUGACACCAUUCAGUGUCCUUAUGACCGGAGGUUUGAGACACACCAGAAGUACCUCUCUAAAGGGAUCUGGGCCAACCGGGUUGAUGUGAUCAAAACCCAAACCCAUCAGCACCCAGCGUGGACUCAUAAAGGGAGAUUCUCUCUGUAUGACGACACAGAGAGAAGAGUCUUCACUGUGACCAUCACUAACCUGGUCCCAGAGGAUUCAGGGACCUACUGGUGUGAAAUAAACACAUGGUGGUGGUAUCACAAGACUGAAGUCAGGAUCACUGUGGACAGAGCUCCUGUUCCUCCCAACCCUGACUCCAUCACCUCCAGACCUCUCCUCUCCACGACACACCCAUCAACAAACAUCACCAUGGCAACUGACUCCUCAAACUCCACAGCAGGUGUUGUGAUGUUCUCUGGUGUUGUUCUGGGUGUUCUAUGUGAUGUGAUGUUCUCUGGUGUUGUUCUAGGUGUUGUGAUGUUCUCUGGUGUUGUUCUGGGUGUUCUAGGUGAUGUGAUGUUCUCUGGUGUUGUUCUGGGUGUUCUAGGUGUUGUGAUGUUCUCCGGCGUUGUUCUGGGUGUUUUAGGUGUUGUGAUGUUCUCUGGUGUUGUUCUGGGUGUUCUAGGUGUUGUGAUGUUCUCUGGUGUUGUUCUGGGUGUUCUAGGUGUUGUGAUGUUCUCCGGUGUUGUUCUGGGUGUUUUAGGUGUUGUGAUGUUCUCUGGUGUUGUUCUGGGUGUUCUAGGUGUUGUGAUGUUCUCUGGUGUUGUUCUGGGUGUUCUAGGUGUUGUGAUGUUCUCUGGUGUUGUUCUGGGUGUUGUUCUACUACUGCUGGGUCUGCUGCUGUUCAUGUUCUUCAGACAGAGGAGAGACAGAGACAGGAGACCAACAGCAUCCAAACACUCUGCCAGCCUGUUGGUGUCUGACUCCAUGACACCCAACCUAGAUCCAGACACAGGAACCAUCACUAACCCCAUCUACGCCACAGCAACCAAUCAGAACCCAGAUACAGCCUGUGACAUCACCACCAUCUAUACCAACGCAACCAAUCCUCGUCGAGAUGACAUCCACUUCAACUUUGAUCCGUCCACAGAGGUUUCAGACAAUGUGACCUACGCUACUGUCAACUUCCCCUGAGAUCCAGCCUGUCUCCACGAUACUACUGUCAACUUCCCCUGGGAUCCAGCCUGUCUCCACUAUGCUACUGUCAACUUCCCCUGAGAUCCAGCCUGUCUCCACUAUACUACUGUCAACUUCCCCUGAGAUCCAGCCUGUCUCCACGAUACUACUGUCAACUUCACCUGAGAUCCAGCCUGUCUCCACGAUACUACUGUCAACUCUGCUACAUAGUCUACUACUGUAGACACCUCAUAAUGUACUGCACCAUUAAACACUCUGCUACAUAGUCUACUACUGUAGACACCUCAUGAUGUACUGCACCAUUAAACACUCUGCUACAUA
Oncorhynchus gorbuscha (pink salmon) is the source of this 1662-nucleotide messenger RNA. Its product is annotated as CMRF35-like molecule 2. Lineage: Eukaryota; Metazoa; Chordata; Actinopteri; Salmoniformes; Salmonidae. The record is from RefSeq and is a predicted model, not a curated record. The coding region runs from base 121 to 1338 and encodes 405 amino acids. The transcript is spliced from 5 exons.